UAAGCUUCCACACAAUGACGUCUUCAAUAAACAUCAACAACAACAAUUACAAACCUUGAAGAAAGAAACAUAGAAAGAAAAGAAACAAGAAGAAAGAUCACAAUUUCCAUUUCAUAAACAUAAAGAUUCAAUCUUUUUCUUCAAAACGUCACAAAUUUCCCAUCUGUUUUCCGCCCUUAUUCUUUUUUUUCUUUUUUACAAAAAUUUUUGUUUCUAAAUUACUGCAAAUUAAUUUGCAGUAGUUUUCAUGUGGAAGAUUAUAAUGAAGAUUGGUGUUGGGACUUACAGAAAAUACCCACCUCUAAAACCCUAGAUUGUGCAUGAAAUUUGAGGUUGAAUGACAGUAAACUUGAAGAAAGAUCUGAGAUUUUGAAAUAUCUUCUCAAUAACUACUGCAUUUUUCGUUGGUUUAGAUAGAGAUUAUUGGUGUCUUUGGCAGCUAUGGCUUCGAAAGGCCCGAGGUCUAAACUUGAUCAUGAAUCGAGAGCUCGAAGACAAAAGGCUCUUGAAGCUCCUAAAGAACCUCGUCGCCCAAAAACACAUUGGGAUCAUGUUCUAGAGGAGAUGAUUUGGUUGUCAAAGGACUUUGAGGCAGAGAGGAAGUGGAAGUUAGCGCAGGCAAAGAAAGUAGCUUUAAGAGCAAGCAGAGGCAUGGUUGACCAGGCGACAAGGGGAGAAAGGAGAAUAAAGGAAGAAGAGCAACGCAUGAGGAAAGUUGCACUUAAUAUCUCAAAGGAUGUUAAGAAAUUCUGGACUAAAAUAGAGAAGCUGGUGCUCUAUAAGCAUCAAUUGGAGUUUGAUUCUAAGAAGAAGAAGGCACUCGAUAAGCAACUGGAGUAUCUCUUGGGUCAAACUGAAAGGUAUUCAACUAUGCUGGCGGAAAAUCUCUUGGGAACUGCAAACUCCUGCCCUUCUCUGCAGCCACUUAUAGAAGAGAAAAAUUGCAACUCUCAACCGAUUGAGACAGAUGAAAAGAAAAUAGACGGGGAUGCAAUGGAUAAGGAUGCAUCAACGGAAUUGCUUUCUGGGGCUAAAUCAGAUGAAGAGAUGAGUUUAGAUGCUAUGGAAGCUGAUGAUGAAUAUGGUGUAUCAUCUGAAGAUGAGUUGGAAGAUGACGAGCAGACUAUCGACGAAGAUGAAGCUCUAAUAACAAAGGAAGAAAGGGAAGAAGAAUUGGCUGCCUUGCAGAAUGAAGUAGAUCUACCUCUAGAGGAGCUACUCAAACGUUAUUCUAUGAAUGAAGUAAUGCUCAGAUCUGUGCUGUUGCAAGAGUCCCAUGAAGAAGUUGACCGUGUUCAGGUCAAUGGUGAAAGCUUACCAAAUCAACUUGGCGUAACUAUGGAAAACGCCAAAGAGGUUAUCACUGAUGUUGAAACUGAUAAGCUUGUGGUGCUUAAGGGGGACAUUGACCAGUCAUCAGAGGGAAAAAGCAAUAGUCCGUCUAAGGCAACUAGUGACGUAUCUAAAGUUGAAGCCUAUCCGUCCCCUAAGUCCUCAAAGACCUUGUUGAAUUCGGAAUUUGUAGACGCAGGUUAUGAUUUUAUUGAUGAUCAGGCAGAUGAUGAGUUUGUUAUUGCCACAGCAGAAGAGAAGGACGACGAGACAACCUUGGAAGAGGAGGAGGAGUUGGCAAAAGCAGAGUCGAGAACGUCUGAAGAUGAAAUUGCGUUACUGCAGCAAGAAAGCGAGAUGCCCUUGGAGGAACUGCUUAGACGCUACCAUAUGGAACAUUCCAAUCUGGGCUCUAGUGAUGAUGAAUCAGAUUAUUGUUCUUCUCACUCUGAUUUAGAGAGUUCUCCGAAGAAUCAAGUGCUUGAAGAGGAAGAAAAGGAUAAUAAGGAUACUGUUGUGGCUGAAGAUGUUAUUGGGGAGACAAAAAAUAAUUCGCUUGCCCCUAGUGAAGAAGCUGUUGUUGGUCAUGUUGAAGAGGACAGUCAAAGAGAUUCUAUAAUUGCUGAUGCUGCGGCUGCUGCGAGAUCCGCCCAACCGACGGGGAACACCUUCUCCACGACUAACGUGCGAACAAAGUUCCCCUUUCUUAUUAAGCACCCUCUUCGAGAGUAUCAGCAUAUUGGGCUUGACUGGCUUGUUACCAUGUAUGAGAAAAGACUCAAUGGGAUCCUUGCCGAUGAGAUGGGUCUCGGAAAGACAAUCAUGACGAUUGCAUUGCUUGCACACCUGGCAUGUGAGAAGGGAAUAUGGGGGCCUCAUCUCAUUGUUGUUCCAACCAGUGUCAUGCUUAACUGGGAAACUGAGUUUUUAAAAUGGUGUCCGGCAUUCAAAAUCUUAACUUACUUUGGGAGUGCUAAGGAGCGCAAAUAUAAGAGGCAAGGUUGGAUGAAACCCAAUUCUUUCCAUGUGUGCAUAACUACUUAUAGACUUGUUAUCCAGGAUUCAAAAAUUUUCAAGCGUAAGAAGUGGAAGUAUUUGAUAUUAGAUGAAGCUCAUUUGAUAAAGAAUUGGAAGUCUCAGCGGUGGCAAACUCUUUUGAAUUUCAAUUCAAAGAGGCGCAUCUUGUUGACGGGUACUCCGUUGCAAAAUGAUCUAAUGGAACUGUGGUCUUUAAUGCAUUUUUUGAUGCCCCAUAUCUUUCAGUCUCACCAGGAAUUCAAAGAUUGGUUUUGUAAUCCUAUAUCAGGAAUGGUAGAUGGACAAGAAAAGGUGAACAAAGAAGUGAUAGAUCGUCUUCAUAAUGUAUUAAGACCUUUUAUUCUGCGUCGUCUGAAAAGAGAUGUUGAAAAACAGCUUCCUAUGAAAUAUGAGCAUGUCAUAAACUGCAGACUCUCAAAGAGACAGAGGAAUUUGUAUGAAGAUUUCAUUGCUAGUUCUGAAACCCAAGCUACUCUGGCUAGUUCCAACUUCCUUGGUAUGCUAAAUGUCAUAAUGCAACUACGUAAAGUUUGCAAUCAUCCUGACUUGUUUGAGGGCCGUUCGAUUAUAAGUUCUUUUGACAUGGAGGGUAUAGAGAUGCAAUUGAGUUCUACAGUGUGUUCAAUGCUUUCGCCCGGUCUAUUUUCUUCAACCGAUCUUUCUGGCUUGGGUUUUCGUUUUACACAUCUAGAUUUCAGCAUGGUAUCUUGGGAGUAUGAUGAAGUCCAAUCUAUUGCCACUUCUCCUGCAUUGAUCGAACAACGUCUUAGUCAUGAUCAUCUAGAUGUUAUUAGGCCUAGGUUUAAACAUGGGAACAAAGUUUAUGGAACAAACAUAUUUGAAGAGAUUCAGAAAGCGAUACGUGAGGAGAGAUUAAACGAGAAAAAACAGCGGGCAGCUUCCAUUGCAUGGUGGAAUUCAUUGAGGUGUCAGAAAAAGCCUUUGUAUUCUAGAACCUUGCGUGCAAAUCUGACUGUAGAGCAUCCCGUUUAUGACAUACAGUGCCGUAAGGAAAAUCCCGUGUGUUUUGACUAUUCCUCAAAGCUUGCAGACAUCAUUUUAUCACCCGUGGAACGAUUCCAGAAGAUGAUAGAUCAAGUUGAAUCUUUUAUGUUUGUUAUCCCAGCUGCACGAGCUCCUCCACCUGUUUGUUGGUCCAAUAAAUCUGGAAGUUCUGUUUUUAUUGAUCCAGGUUACAAGGGAAAAUGCUCUCAACAUUUACUGCCUCUAUUGACUUCUAUACGUCCUGCUGUUGUUCGGAGGCAGUUAUAUUUUCCUGACAGGCGCUUGAUACAGUUUGAUUGUGGAAAGCUCCAGCAGCUUGCUAUUCUACUUAGAAGAUUGAGAUCAGAGGGUCAUAGAGCAUUAAUCUUCACUCAAAUGACAAAAAUGCUUGAUAUAUUGGAAGCUUUCAUAAAUUUGUAUGGUUAUACCUAUAUGCGCUUGGACGGAUCUACUCCACCGGAGCAGAGGCAAACUUUGAUGCAGCGAUUUAAUACGAAUCCCAAGAUAUUUUUGUUUAUCUUGUCAACACGUAGUGGAGGUGUUGGAAUAAAUCUUGUUGGGGCAGAUACGGUGAUAUUCUAUGACAGUGACUGGAACCCUGCCAUGGAUCAACAAGCUCAAGAUCGUUGUCAUCGUAUUGGACAGACCCGUGAAGUCCAUAUUUAUCGUUUAGUAAGCGAGAGCACCAUUGAAGAAAACAUCUUAAAGAAAGCAAAUCAAAAACGAGCUCUUGAUAAUCUAGUGAUACAGAGUGGUGGCUACAAUACUGAAUUUUUCAAGAAGCUUGAUCCGAUGGAGCUGUUCUCGGGACAUAGAUUAGCUCCCUCAAAAGAGAGAGGCAAAGAGAAAAAUGCAGAGGAUGGGGCUGAAGUUCCUGUUUCUAAUGAUGAUAUAGAGGCUGCUUUAAAAAAUGCUGAAGAUGAGGCAGAUUAUAUGGCUCUUAAAAAGGUUGAAGAGGAAGAGGCUGUCGACAACCAGGAAUUUACCGAGGAAGCCAUUGAAAGGUUGGAAGAUGAUGACUUGGGAAAUGAGGACAUUGUUAAACCCAAUGAAUCUACGGAUCAGAAUGCGUUGGUUACUGCUUCCAAUAUAGAAAAUAUGGUUAUCUCAAAUGGGAAUGAUCUCGAUAGGGAGAAGGCUCUCACAUUAGCAUGCAAUGAAGACGAGGUUGACAUGAUAGCCGACGUCAAGCAGAUGGCAGCGGCUGCUGCUGCAGCAGGACAAGAAGUUCUAUUGUUUGAGAAUCAAUUGCGUCCGAUAGAUAGGUAUGCAAUGCGUUUCUUGGAGGUUUGGGACCCUAUUAUCGAUAAGGAUGCAAUAGAUCAUCAAGUUGAGUUUGAGGAGAGAGAGUGGGAGUUGGAUCGUAUCGAGAAGUUAAAAGAGGAUAUGGAGGCAGAAGUUGAUGAUGAUGAUGAGCCUCUUGUGUAUGAGAAAUGGGAUGCAGAAUUUGCUACUCAAGCUUAUCAUCAGCAAGUUGAAGCUUUAGCUCAGCAUCAGUUGAUGGAAGAACUAGAAAACAAAGCCAAGGAGCUGGAAAAUGUCGAGGAUGUGAACGGCGAUUUUGUCAAGGUUGAAGCGUCUGGUGGUAGUAAAACUAAGUCUAAGAAAAAGAAAGCGAAGAAAGCAAAGUUCAAAUCUUUGAAAAAGCACUCGUUAUCCUUGGCUUCAAAAUCUAUGAAUGAGGAUGAUUUAGUAGAAUAUGUGUCGUCAGAUUAUGAAGAUGAUUCUCGAGAGCUGGCUGCUUGUGCCGAGGCUAACCCAUCUAGUCUCAUUUUAAGAUUGAAGAGGAAGAAGGAUGAAACGACUACCGCUGAAGAGGGGACGUCCACAAAGAGCAAGUCCAAAAAAUCCAAGAAAACUGCUCUCGUAAUGAAAUUACCAGCUGCGGAAUCAAACACUUUAAGAAUUUUACAUGAAGAAUCACGAGAUACGAGGUCAUGUGAAGACGGGACUCUUGAUUUGGAUCUGAAGCCUUCUAAUAGGGGUAAGAUGGGUGGGAAACUUUCAAUCACUACUCUGCCAAUGAAAAGAAUUUAUACUAUUAGGCCCGAGAAGUGUAAGAAAAAGGGGAAUUUGUGGUCAAACGAUUGUUUCCCGUCGCCCGAUUCCUGGCUGCCUCUGGAGGAUGCAGUAUUAUGUGCUCUUGUACACGAGUAUGGUCCGAAUUGGAGCUUGGUUAGCGACUGUCUUUAUGGGAUUGAAGCUGGUGGUUAUUACAGGGGCAGAUUUCGCCAUCCAACUUUGUGCUGUGAAAGAUUCAGGGAACUUGUCUCAAAAUUUAAUACUGUUGCAGAUGCUCUCAACAACGAAAAAACAAGUACGGCUGCACCUGCGAAAGGGUUACUGAGAGUUACUGAGGACCACCUUCGAGUUCUGUUGGAUGCUGCAAUGGAACAACAAGAUAGCGAGUUACUUCUUCAACGGCAUUUCACUGCUCUUCUCACUACCGUUUGGAGGAUGAAUUCCUCCACAGAUCAGCAAAAAGGCCGUUCAGCUCCCCAUAGUAAUCUUUAUCCGAGCAUAAGGCUAUUUGGUAAAUCCGUAAAUCCAACUGCUCAAAAUUCAAGCACAGGGUUGUCCAAGAAAAAGUUCAAUUUGGUUCAGUGCGGCAGGCUUCUAGUUGUAGCAUUGCAUGAUGCUGAAAGCGUCAAAACAGCUGCCCCCUCCCACAUGGAAGAGGAUUUACCUGAUACAGAGAAGUUGGAUGUCACAGUAGAGUUCAGAAAAGACAGAGGUGAGAGUGAUGACUCCACCGUUGGUUUUCCUUCUGUAGUAUCGGUUUCAAUACCUGGCUUGGAUCCGCUUCCACCUGUUAAGCCGCCUUCAGAAGAGAAUCAACUUAGGUCUACUCAACAAGUGGCGGAGAGUCGUUUCAGGGCUUCCUCUAGUGCAUGUCUAGAUGGUUUUCAUGGCUGGGCAUCAUCUGCAUUUCCAGUUGGUGAAUCCCGCAACCGAUUGUCAGUUAGAUCAUCCUCAUCAGGGAAACACAAACUGGGUCCAGGUGAAUCCGGAAGAUCAUCCAAAUCAAAGCUCAGAAAACUUGCAGAAUCUGCCGAGAUUCAUCCUCCAUUUGCAGAACCAUUGCUCCAAGUACCGCCCAACAUUCCACCCAUUGCUACAUACUCUGCUCCCGACUCAUAUCCUUCAGGGCUCCUAGCUAGUCAUUUUGAGGAUCAUUUGAUCAAUCCUAUGGAGGAAACCCCUUUAUGUACAAAUAAUCAUGAGAUGGUCCCACAUUGGUACGACCCCCAUUUCAUUUCGGACCUUGACGAUUGCUCAUUGACUGAUUAUACUGAUAUCGGGUAACUUGGCCUAUAUCAUAGCACGUUAAGUUUAGGGUUUCCCCUUCUUGACUAGAAACCGAAUUUUGUGAGCCGAUGCGCCCUUGGGCAGCACAGUUCAUGCCCUUUUUUGGCUAGGCUGCAGUACGCCAAUACACGCUGUAUCUGCCUUGUUUCUAUUCUGUCACACAGCACAGGGUAACACAGGCUGAAUGACUUGACUGCAAAGAAAAGUGGCGCAACCGCACAAACAUCUGAAUAAUUGAUGGCUACCGAGUAGGUAGAAGCGCAAGUGUUUCGGGUUAGUAGCGCUUUUUUCAAAUGAGGCUUUGAUGGGUGUCUGAACUCGAUCCUUGCGACAUUUUUUGGAAAAUUAUCAUCAUCUCCGGGAUACGUUAUCUUGUAAAUUAGUUAGCUAAUUUAGAGUAAUUGGUAAUUCCUACUUUGUAUGAGUAGAUGUAGCUAUGUAUAUUACUAACUCAAUUAUGUGAUCGAUGUUCGCUUAUUCGUUAA
Molecule: messenger RNA, 7169 nt
Organism: Amaranthus tricolor (Joseph's coat)
Lineage: Eukaryota; Viridiplantae; Streptophyta; Magnoliopsida; Caryophyllales; Amaranthaceae
Product: protein PHOTOPERIOD-INDEPENDENT EARLY FLOWERING 1
Exons: 22
Coding region: 442-6681 (2079 amino acids)
Cellular component (GO): Swr1 complex
Molecular function (GO): histone binding; ATP binding; ATP-dependent chromatin remodeler activity
Source: RefSeq, a predicted model, not a curated record